GUGAAUUGACAAAAUAUUCGUCAUAAAUCAUAAUCGACGUGUAAUCGACUAUUAAAAAAAAUAAUAAAAUUUUAACAAGUCGGUUCGUAGUAGCUGGUAGUAGCGUUACGUAGCGACAGAGCGGCAAAAUGUCACUGGACAGUAGCCAAACAAAAUUCAAACCCAAAAAUGUUGCCUGUUCAAUAAAUCCAUAUGAAAUCCUGGAACCUAUCAAGGUAGAUAAUAUUCUCGUAGACUUAAGCACUGAUACAGAUAACACACAUGAUUCACUCCAACUAGGCUCUUUUAUAGAUACAGUGCGUAAAACGGAAUAUGAUUUAGUAGACCUAUAUCAAAAUAUUUACGUUACACCUCUCCAUAUACAGAAAACAAAUGUACAAGACAAUGCGACAGAUUUUGCAGAUUUCUUCGAUAAAUUGGAAUUAGAUGAUAAAAAAGAUUGGCCGAUUGAAAAUAAAGCUAAUUCUCUAGCCUCGGAAUUUCGAAAAUCAUGUAACAUGUCUAGACGAAGCAAUGCUAAUGUUAAUGAAGUGAGAAAUGACAUACUUAACGAAAAAUUAAAGCCGUUAAACAAUGAAUAUAAGCCUAAACUUGAAAGUCACUUUAACAAAAGCAAGCCAGCAGUCAAUGAAAUAAAAUUCAAAGAUGUAUUAACAAAAAAUAAUGAUAAGGAAUUUAUGGAACACAAUAAAAUAAAAGAGAUUUUACGUGUUCUUAACGCUGAUAAAUUAAUGAAUAUGAAACAAGAUAAUACAGAAAUAAACAAUAAACUACACGUAAUAGAUAUGAUAAAUGAUAAACAGUUCAAUGGCAUUAUAAAAAAUGGACUUUUACAAACAGUUAAAAAAGACGAGAAAUUAUAUGCGAAACAACGUAAUAUUUUACUAGAUAGAAAUCUAACUAAGGGAGCUGAUAUCUACGAAAAAUCCAUAGUCUUACCUCAAAUGAUGGAACGAUUGGCGGCAAGAAAGAAAAUUCUGGAUGAACAGAAGAAUUUAAAAAGAAGGUUAAUCCUAGGAGGUCCGAUAUGUUCAAAUAAAAAAGAAAAUAAUACGGGCUUCGAGCCAGUGGUCUUGAUGAAUGAUUGCAACGAAGAACGCUUGAAGAGCCUUGCUACUAGAUUGUUGUUUGCGGAUUUUGUGAAAAAUGGGAAAACAGAAAAUUAAGGGCCAGUUUUACAAGUUCUCUAAGUCUAUAAAUUCAUGUGUUGGUAAUACUUCCUUACUUCUAAAUGUAUUUUACUUACUUUAUGGCUACUAAAACUACCCACAAAUGGUUACAAAUCAUAUUUUAGUCGCUUUCAUAUAAGUUAUUUAUAGAUA
Molecule: messenger RNA, 1322 nt
Organism: Colias croceus (clouded yellow)
Lineage: Eukaryota; Metazoa; Arthropoda; Insecta; Lepidoptera; Pieridae
Exons: 3
Coding region: 129-1166 (345 amino acids)
Source: RefSeq, a predicted model, not a curated record